CCUUUUUUCUUUUGGAAAUUAUGGUUUUGAAGGAGCGUUUUGAGAGCUGCGGGUGGGUGAAGUUGGAUGUUUUUAUGGAAGCUUAUUGAAUGAUAUCAUGUGAUCUGUUUUUAACUGAUUUUUUUUUUUUUUUGGUUGAUGUGGAUACCUUCUGUUUGUUUUCUGAGAAAAAAAAUUAAAGGAAUUAGAAAUUUUAGAUCUCAAUAUGAAUGUCUUUUGUAUUAUAUGUAAAUUUAUUUUAUCAGUUUUGAAGAAAAAAUAAUUGCUUUCUGAUUAUACUGUUGGAUGAUUGUCAAAUUUGGGACUGCUUUAGCUCUCAAAUUUGACCGACAUAUACAAGUCUGUGCAAUUUAGAAGAGUUCGUUUUGAUUAUAAGUUCUUCAAUCUCCUAGACCCCGGUGAUGAAAAAAUGCCUUAUUUUCCAUGUGAAUGAAACAAGUUUUUCUUUUGUUUGAGGGAGGGUAUUAAGAAAAGGAUGCUGUUUGAAAUUUGUGGUAGAUACUGUACAUUUUGAUAAUUUCUGAGUUCUAAGAUGUUUGGUUUUAAAAGUUUCUGCUUGAAGAGGGCAUGAAAAUGGAUACCCAGAAAGCUAUUAUAUUGCAUUCCUUGUGCCUAAAUGGUCCUCUUCUUACAGAAUACAUGGCUAGGGAACAGAACCUGUUUGAGCUGGAGGCUCAUUAUGAAAAUGACGGAGAUCCUUUGCUCAAGCAGAAAUUGAGUCCCAUUUCAGCAUCUACAGAGGUCUCUGAUAAUGAAAGCAGCGGUUAUGAUUGCAAUAUUUGCUUAGAUUCAGCACAUGAUCCCAUAGUUACCCUCUGUGGUCAUCUAUUCUGCUGGGCUUGCAUUUACAAGUGGUUCCACAUCCAAACUUCUGCUAAUGAAGCUGACAAACCACAACAGAACUGCCCUGUCUGUAAGGCUAACAUUUCACUAACUUCGUUGGUCCCUCUCUAUGGCCGUGGAACAUCCUCUUCUGAAUCUGAAUCCAAGAAGCAUAAUUUGGGUGUGGUUGUGCCCCGUAGACCGCCUCCUUCUAUGUUGAACACUUCAGUCAGUUCCACAACAGCAUCCACCACCCAUCGAACUCCACAACUACACCCAGAUCUCUUUCAGUUGCAAACACACUCAUCACUUAACCCUCAGUACUUAACUCACCAAUAUGGUGGUUAUGCAGCUCUUGCAACUUCCAGUCUUGGUGGUAUGGCAACAAUUAGUUUCGUCAACCCACUGAUGGGAAUGUUUGGAGGGGUGGUAUUGGAGAGGAUUUUUGGGAGUUCAGUAACGAGUUUGUCGAUGUAUCCGACUCCACAUCCUGUAAUGACAGGUAGCAACCGAAGAAUCAGAAGGCAGGAAGUGGAGAUUGACAAGUCACUUAACAGAGUAUCAAUCUUUCUUUUUUGUUGCUUGAUUCUGUGUCUUCUUUUGUUCUGAUCAUAUAAAAUCCUUAAGCUAUAAUCCUUUUCAUUCUAAAGCUGUGAGAUUGAGUGAUUGGCUAGAUUACAGGGAUAGGAACACUGUCAGGAGUUCCAAAGUCGAGUCAAAAGCUUUUGUGAGGCUACUCUGCUAUGUUAUUACGUGUAUAUUAUGUCAUAUUCUCCAUUGUAAAUUACUGUUUCUCAAUUUUUUGUUGCUUUUCA
Molecule: messenger RNA, 1637 nt
Organism: Mangifera indica (mango)
Lineage: Eukaryota; Viridiplantae; Streptophyta; Magnoliopsida; Sapindales; Anacardiaceae
Product: E3 ubiquitin-protein ligase RMA3-like
Exons: 2
Coding region: 568-1431 (287 amino acids)
Biological process (GO): ubiquitin-dependent protein catabolic process
Cellular component (GO): endoplasmic reticulum
Molecular function (GO): ubiquitin protein ligase activity; ubiquitin-like protein conjugating enzyme binding
Source: RefSeq, a predicted model, not a curated record